AUGGAAGAAAAAAUAAAGUUAAUGUUUCUAACUAAAAUUGUUGCGUUUAUCCUUUUAACUUGUAUAAGAGAUAACAGAGAUCUGGCUUGGUUUAACAUAAUGCAGAGUGAGAAAUUUAAUCAUAAUAGAAAAUUACAAGAAAAAACUUGUCUAUCGCUAACAAAAUAUAACCAGGAUAAUAGUUCAUGUAUUGUAGGAUUAAAUGAAGAGAUAUCACGUAGUGGAAAAGACGUACGAACACACAUGUAUAAUAAUGAAGUAGAUAAAGUAAGUAAAAAACAAUUAAACAAAAGUUCAAUGAAUAAUAAGAGAGGUCAUAAAAAUGAUAAGAAAAAUAAAUCAUGUAUUUUUGAAACAAAAAAAUAUUCCCGUUUAGAAAAAAAAAUAUUCAAAGAAUUAGAUUUUUCGAAUUUUCUUAGAAGCAAUAGGACAAUUAGCAAUAAACUUUACAAAAAAAUAACGCUCAAAAAAUACGGAUUACGAAUUGUCAUACCUUUAUUAUUGUUUUUGUUAUUACUAAUAUCUUUAAUUUUAGAUUUAUCUGGGAGUUAUGGAAUUAUAAAUGUGUUGAGUACGAAGAUGAAAACACUUGGUUCAAAUGUUUGGAAGACUUUUGGCCAAAAUUUUGGAUAUCUUAUAGGAAAAACUUUAGGAGAUUAUUUAAGGCCGCUUUUUACAGAGCCCAGCUGGGCAUCCACAAGUGAUCCAGCGAAGGUUUUCGCGACAACAGGUUUAUUUGGUUUUAUUGUAUAUAUUAUACCUUUCAUGAUAUUAGGUGUAACAUUUAUAUCAUGGAUAAUUUAUUAUCACAGAAAAGUUAAAAAAUAUGAAAAAAUUAAGUUUAGAAGAAGAUAA
Molecule: messenger RNA, 855 nt
Organism: Plasmodium malariae
Lineage: Eukaryota; Apicomplexa; Aconoidasida; Haemosporida; Plasmodiidae
Product: fam-l protein
Exons: 2
Coding region: 1-855 (284 amino acids)
Source: RefSeq, a predicted model, not a curated record